AUGUCAGAAGGAAUUGAGGUUUUAAGUUCUGAGAUAUUUGAAUGUACUGCCGUAGAAGUAUUUAAAAUUCCACCAGGAGAAAUUACAUUGAAUCAAUGGACCAAUUAUGAAUCCAAUACUGUUUGGAAAGGAAGUCUAAGAUUAAUAGAACAAGAAUCAUUCCCAACUGAAGGCGUCAAUUAUGAGAUUGGGGAAGAUGCUUCACAGAUUUCUGACCUUCCGAUUCUACCGAUCGACAAAAUUCGAUUGAAAAUUGAAUUAUUCAAUACAAUUGAUGAUGACAAUUUAUUAUGGGGCCAAGUUUUCUAUAACCCAUUGAUAGAUAUAAAAGAUGAUUUGAUAGAGGUUAUUGAUACCAGUCCCUCUAAUACCACUGGUGAGGGGAUUGAGUCCUCAUCAGAUGUUCAAAUUGAAACAAUUCAAAGAACUCAUUCUUAUAGAUUAUUUAAGAUCAUUGUACAAAUACCAGGAACAAACUAUUCACCUAAUAAACAGGAUAAACUAAUUCAAGUGGCCCUAGGGUUAAAAUUUGAUGAUAAAAUUGAUGCAUAUACCUUCAUCGAAAGACUACAAUCAUAUAAGAAAUUAUUCAAAAGUUAUGUUGAACAAUACAAUUAUGAUAUGGACAUGUUAAAACUAACUACCAAACAAAACGAUUUAUCUUUGAAUGAUAUCGAGAAUAUUAAUUUUGGUGAAGUUAAUAACUUCGAGCCACCAAAUGAUGACGCUGAUGAUAAUGAUGAUUUUGGUGAUUUUGUUAGUUGA
Molecule: messenger RNA, 765 nt
Organism: Yamadazyma jaroonii
Lineage: Eukaryota; Fungi; Ascomycota; Pichiomycetes; Serinales; Debaryomycetaceae
Source: the annotation of a GenBank genome assembly